UCCAUGUCGGUUUUCUUAGAUCAAUUCCCACCGAGAAACAAAACAUUGAGAGUCGACUUGCAUCCAACACUUGAAGUGACGGUUAGUACUACUACUGAGCAAGAGAUCACAAUGCCGUCACUCAAGUCGUGGUUUCCAAUCCCCAAGAACAGCCACUUCUCUCUGGCCAAUUUGCCGUUUGGCAUUAUUUCAACAGCAUCCAAACCAACUCCGCGGCCGGCAGUCGCCAUUGGCGAUCAUUGUCUCGAUCUUCAGGAAUUUUCAGCUUCUGGGGCGUUUUCUUCGUUGGGCUUCGAUGUGUCGGUCUUCUCAAAGCCUACCUUGAACGACUUUGCGGCUCUAGGCAGACCAGUCCAUGGCUCAGUCAGGAAAUUCCUCCAGGAUGUCUUCGCUGAGAACAGCUCAAAUGCCCAGGUUUUGCAGAACAAUAAGAGCCUCCAAGGCAAAUGCCUGAUUCCGCGCGACGGAGUCACGAUGCAUCUACCAAUGCAAAUUGGCGACUAUACGGAUUUCUACGCUGGAAAGAACCACGCCUUCAACGUGGGCUGCCUUUUCCGUGGACCAGAUAAUGCUCUGCAACCGAAUUAUACGCAUCUGCCUGUGGGCUACCAUGGAAGAGCGUCAUCAGUUGUCGUCUCUGGCACCCCGAUCACUCGGCCAAACGGCCAAAUCCUGGAGAACCCGGCUGCUACGCCUAAAGUGCCGACUUUCAGUCCUUGCAAGCGACUGGACAUUGAACUAGAGUUGGGGGCUUUCCUUUGCAAAGGCAAUAAAAUGGGCACCAAUAUCCCUAUAUCGGAAGCUGCAGACCACAUCUUUGGCUUUGUCCUCCUCAACGACUGGUCAGCCCGAGAUAUUCAAGCUUGGGAAUAUGUGCCCUUGGGACCGUUCCUGGCCAAAAACUUUGGCUCCACCAUCAGCCCGUGGAUUGUUCUGGCGGAUGCUUUGGAACCGUUCAGAUGUACUGGUAUCCCGAACGAUACGCAAUUGCUACCUUAUCUCCAAGAGAAGGAGGAAAAGAACGUCUACGAUAUCAAGUUGCAAGUGGAUAUCACACCCGAUGGAGGCGAAACGACGACCAUCUUGAACUCGAACGGACGAAAUUUGUUGUUUUCAUUCGCGCAAAUGCUCGCUCACCACUCUAUCGGAGGGUGUCCCAUGGCUGUGGGAGAUAUGCUAGGCUCAGGCACUAUCAGUGGGACGGAGCCAGGCACUGAAGGUAGUAUGCUUGAGAUAAGCAAAGGGGGCAAGGAGACCGUCAAGCUGAAUGGCGGAGUCGAACGGAAGUUCUUGCAAGAUGGUGACACUAUCACUAUGUACGGUGUCUGCGGCACAGAAGAGACUGGACUGGUGGGUUUUGGCGAAUGUACGGGCAAGAUUCUGCCCGCUCCUAAGCUUUGAAUCUAGACGUCGUACUCUGGGACCUUAGCACGAGUGUGUCGACUUGGCCUCUCACGGCCUCUGUUGUCAGUCGGCAAAAAAGCAGCGUGAGAAUUCAUUCCGCUCUCUGGAGUCAGAGUCGAGAGUCAGACGAUGAACCAACCACUAGUGAGAUUAAAUAUUGAUUUCAGUGACUAUCCC
This is a messenger RNA of Exophiala xenobiotica, 1581 nucleotides long. RefSeq names its product fumarylacetoacetase. The transcript is spliced from 2 exons. Gene Ontology annotation, molecular function: fumarylacetoacetase activity. The record is from RefSeq and is a predicted model, not a curated record. Lineage: Eukaryota; Fungi; Ascomycota; Eurotiomycetes; Chaetothyriales; Herpotrichiellaceae. The coding region runs from base 4 to 1401 and encodes 465 amino acids. Gene Ontology annotation, biological process: L-phenylalanine catabolic process; homogentisate catabolic process; L-tyrosine catabolic process.